Helianthus annuus (common sunflower) is the source of this 771-nucleotide messenger RNA. RefSeq lists its product as uncharacterized. The record is from RefSeq and is a predicted model, not a curated record. NCBI's taxonomy places the organism in Eukaryota, Viridiplantae, Streptophyta, Magnoliopsida, Asterales, Asteraceae. Bases 87 to 581 code for a protein of 164 amino acids. The transcript has a single exon.
UUCUUUUCCUCAACAAUAACACAACAUACCGGAGACAUUUUAGCCAUACCGAUUUCUUCCAUCUUUCAAACCACCAUUUUCAACCGAUGGCAGCAUCAAAUCGCCACUUCGUCACACCACAAUACCGCUUCAUCUCCGGCGAACUAAACAAUUCCGUCACAUCUGAUCCAAUGUUCGAAUUCGAACUCAACGAAUCAGACGUCUGGAACAACAACGUCUCCAUCUCACCCGAGUUACGUAAACCGGUGCCGUCUCCACGGAUCUCAAAGAGAUCUUCGUCUGUUGCUGUAAACCGGAAACCGGUCGGAGGAACUCCGGCGUCGGUGCCGGUGAGUGUGCCGGACUGGUCGAAGAUACUGAAAGAGGAUUAUACGGAGAAUCGGAGGAGAGAUAGUGACGAUGAUGAUUUGGAUGAUGAUUAUAACUCCGGUGAAGAGUGGAUUCCGCCUCAUGAGUUUUUAGCGAGGACGAGAAUGGCGUCGUUUUCGGUUCAUGAAGGGAUUGGGAGGACGUUGAAAGGGAGAGAUUUAAGCAGAGUUAGGAAUGCGAUCUGGAAGAAAACCGGAUUCGAAGAAGAUUGACAUAUUAGGAUUCUUGAGUUAUUUGCAUUUUUAUUUUUCUACGGAUUAAUUAGUGAAUUAGUGGUAUUAUAUUUGUAUGCCCUGAUUUGGUGAUCCUUUAAUUAUUUGGAUCGUUGGAGGCGAAUUGGUACUAGUAUGAUAAUGUAAAUUCUGGAUUUUGAAAUGAAUUGGAAAUUGAUUUUGAUGGAUU